AAAGACAUGGACAUCUUCAAGGGCAAGACGCUAGUGCUUAAGGAUGGCAGCGAGCACCAGGCAGAGAAGGCUCUCGGCGAUGCCAAAGCCGUGGUCCUGUAUUUCUCAGCCCAUUGGUGCCCGCCGUGCCGCAUGUUCACGCCAGUACUGGCCGAAGCAUACAAGGAAAUGAAGGACGAGUGCGCGGCAGCUAUCGAAGUUGUCUUCGUCUCGUCGGACCGCUCCAAUGCAGACAUGCUGAAAUACAUGGAAGAGAGCCACGGGGCGUGGUACGCCAUUAAGUAUGGCGACGCAUUCCAAGAGGCGCUGAAAACCAAGUAUGGCGUCAGCGGUAUUCCCACGCUCGUCGUAAUCAAGAGGGACGGCACUGUGAUAGCUGCCGACGGAUGCGCCGACAUACAAGCCGAGGGGCCAAGAGCCUUUGUCAAGUGGGCCGGUGCAGCAUAGGAUCGCCAAGCUUGCCCACCUCUUCGCACUGUAGGCGUUUGCCUUAGAAGCUAGACGUGCCAGCUCUCUUAAUAUUUGUGCUUCCAGCCUAGCUCUCUGUUAGUUCCUGUUGCAAAA
This is a messenger RNA of Dermacentor andersoni, 564 nucleotides long. Its product is annotated as nucleoredoxin-like protein 2. The record is from RefSeq and is a predicted model, not a curated record. NCBI's taxonomy places the organism in Eukaryota, Metazoa, Arthropoda, Arachnida, Ixodida, Ixodidae. Gene Ontology annotation, biological process: photoreceptor cell maintenance; sensory perception.